AUGAACGAUGCAACCGAACCAAGGAUAACCAACUUCCGUCAGGGGGAACUGCGCGAAGACAACAUUCAAAAGUCGGUCUCCCUCUUACCAAAAAAAAAAACAUAG
Molecule: messenger RNA, 105 nt
Organism: Penicillium digitatum Pd1
Lineage: Eukaryota; Fungi; Ascomycota; Eurotiomycetes; Eurotiales; Aspergillaceae
Source: RefSeq, a predicted model, not a curated record